AUGAUGGAACGGAUGAUGAGUGUCGAGGUGGUCGUGAGAGAUCUGGUCGGUCCCAUUUCCAGCGGAUUGGUGCCAGAACUCGUCGAGUCAUUCUUGGACUGCUCCACUCGAUGGACUAUUCAGAAGGCAGCAUGCAGCGGAUACCUCACGCUUUUGAAGAGGUUGGGCGCGCGAAACGCAGAGAUCGCUGACCAUGGCUUUGAUUGGGCCAUGCGAAUUGCAGCGACAGAGGGCUACCUUGACAUUAUCAAGUGGCUCAAUGCCUACUGUCCCGAGAAGAAGAUUUCGACUCGAGUGAUGGAUGCUGCAGCAUUGCGGGGCCACCUCCAAAUAAUUAAGUGGUUGCAUGAAAACCGUUGCGAAGGUUGCUCCGUACACGCAAUGGACAGCGCUGCAGCAGGUGGUCAUCUUGAUGUUGUGCAGUGGCUGCAUGAGUACCGUACUGAAGGCUGCACCACAGGAGCGAUGGACACUGCUGCUGCUGGAGGUCACUUGGCCACGGUGCAGUGGCUGUGGGCGAAUCGCACGGAAGGCUGCACUACAGUCGCAAUUGACUUUGCGAUCUACAAUGGUCAUUUCCCCGUCAUCAGGUGGUUCAGCGAACUCGCAGAUUUUCAGCCAAGACGUGCCAAGUACACAAAAGAAAACACCGCGACCGAGGAUGUCAACGCGUGCAUCAAGAAGCAGCCCCGUAGCCAAGCGACGCUCGCCUUUAAGUAA
Messenger RNA from Phytophthora infestans T30-4, 720 nucleotides. RefSeq lists its product as uncharacterized. Bases 1 to 720 code for a protein of 239 amino acids. The transcript has a single exon. Lineage: Eukaryota; Oomycota; Peronosporomycetes; Peronosporales; Peronosporaceae. Gene Ontology annotation, molecular function: protein binding. The record is from RefSeq and is a predicted model, not a curated record.